Molecule: messenger RNA, 1491 nt
Organism: Iphiclides podalirius (scarce swallowtail)
Lineage: Eukaryota; Metazoa; Arthropoda; Insecta; Lepidoptera; Papilionidae
Source: the annotation of a GenBank genome assembly
AUGUUCCCGAGGCUGCUAGCGACGUUUCUGUGUGUGCCGUUCGUACGUUCAGUACUGAUAGACGACCAGCCGUACUGCGCGGUAAGAUACCGCAGACUGUGCCAGGGUAAAGGGCACCAUGUCGCCUGCCAAUUUCCCAUCCCGGGCCCGGGCAACUCCUGUCGGAACUACACGCAGAUCAGAUUCACCAGCGAGCUGAAACAUUUCAUAGUGCACUACAUCAACAGGCGCCGUCAACGGAUAGCGUCAGGCAACGAAAGGGUUAGAGGCGGCGCCCAUUUGCCCCGGCCCGAAGUCAUGAUGAUGGUGGGUUGGGACCGCGAACUUGCACUUCUCGCACAAAGAUUAGCAGACCAGUGUCACUUUGUGCACGACGAUUGCCGAGCAACAGUCCGCUACCCGUACGCCGGGCAGACCGUCGGCGAGCCCAAGCAGCUGACGGCACCGUUCCGGCUCACGGCCAAGGGCACCGUGUGGGGCCACUUCAGCCAGAUCGCGGUGUGGACGCUGCAGGCGGUGGGCUGCGGCGCGGUGCGGCACGGAGCCGAACACCCGCGGCUCCUGCUCGUCUGCGACUUCUCGCACACGAACAUGCUUGGCCAGCGUACCCUGACCCCGGGCCCCCUCUCCCCCUGCCCCAUGCACACCGCCAGGCGGUCGAGGUCGCCGUACCCGCUGCUCUGCGGACCGGUGAGGCACCAUAUGGCCGAGCCCGAUGACAAGGGCGAAGGCAGCGAGGAGGCGCAGUACGACGACUAUGAGAAAGGCGACUCGGAGGCGUACGACGACAGUGCCGCGAUCAGCAGCGAGCAGCAAACGCCCGAGCCGCCCCCAUCGCUGAAGGCCGCCAAGCCGCCCAAGCAGGUGGCCAAGCAGGCGCCCAAGCAAGUGGCCAAGCAAGUGGCCAAACAAGUGGCCAAACAAGUGGCCAAGCCCCACCCGGACCAGUACGAGCGGCUAAUAGACAAGGAGGACUUCAGCCUGGAGCCGGACGAGGAGAGUCCGAUACAGGCGUUCAAAGCGCCUGAAAGGACCACGUCUGAGCGGCCGCCGGACCGCUUCGUCGAUAAACUGGAGCGAGAGCUCCUGGAGAACAAGGAGAACGCACCCAUCAAGAACAUGUUCGACUGGCGUUCCCGUUCCACCGCAGCGGUAACUUGGCGAAACGAGAAAGUGACGGUCGAAUACCCCACCACCACGAGGGUGCGCCGGUUUAGGACCACCACCGACGAGGACGACAGCGGCGGAGACGAGUAUUUCCACACGACCCGAGCCGAGGACAUGACCACACAGGAAUUCAUGGAGCGACAAAGAUGGAAGCCGACUAGAGACCGCCCUCAAAGGCCCGGGGCGAACGCGCUGCUAAGCAAGAUGCACGAGAAGCCCUCGAGAUCAACGGUCUCUUCGUUGAAGCUCGAUCUCGAAGACCAGGAUCAGCUGUUCCGGGACACGGGCUUCAAAGCGCAGUGGAGAAAAGAAAAUAAUAAAGAA